UUUUCCCUUAUUUUUGCAAACCCAGAUCUGGGUUUUCUCUCAAACAUCAUCUUCUUCCUUUCCUUGUUCAUCCUUCUUCUUUCUUCUUCUUAUUCUUUCUCCUCUUCUCCUUUUUUCUUCCACUCUCAAAAGAAAUAUAAUCUCCUAAAAAAUAAAUCUACAAGAUAUAUAGUCUCUACAAAAAUAAAUCUAAAACUUUCCAUCACCACACUGGUAGUGUGUGCAAAACAAUUGGCUCAAUUUAGAUCUAGUAGCGGAUGUAUGUCUUUGAGCAAACUGACAACCGACUGCAUCGUGGGCCUUUUCGCAAGUGACUUCGUUGUACACAAGCACCUAACUUGGAAACUCUCCACCAUUUCAUUCAUUGAGUCAUCGCCCAGUCUCAGCCUCAAGUCCAACACCUCAAUCCCAACCCCUUCCUUCACCAACUUCCUCGCACUUCACACUCUCCUCCGUACCCUGCGUUCCCGUCAAUAGCUCUAUCAAAAUAACUCCAAAACAAUACACGUCAAAUUCGGUGCUGCUUUGGUUAUUUCCCUCAUCAUCUCUUCCUUUUCCGCACCCAAUGUUUCCAAUCCUGAUGUCGACGAUGCGUGGCUUAAGAUUAUCAAAUAGAAGGAUGUUGGAUGA
Rubroshorea leprosula is the source of this 630-nucleotide messenger RNA. The record is from the annotation of a GenBank genome assembly. NCBI's taxonomy places the organism in Eukaryota, Viridiplantae, Streptophyta, Magnoliopsida, Malvales, Dipterocarpaceae.